AAGUCUAACAUAUGGGCUUGAGCAGGAGGUGCAGCUGCUAUACUUUCAUUUUGUGGUCCAUCCAAAAUAAUGUAAGAUUUUCAGAUUAAAUCUUGAAAAAUCUUGAAACCAACACCCCCAUGCACCCCAAGGGUUGUACAGGGCUGUGAAGUUACAUUUAUGUAGUUUUAAAUUCAGCACUUUCACCUGGUUGCCGGAGAAAGAUUUGCUGAUAAAAUUAUUUAAGUUGUUGUGUUUAAAAUCGUUGAAGUAUUUUUUGAAUUUCCUGUAUCCCCUUCCAUUGUUGCGUUUAAAAUGCCUGUUUUAUGCUUGGUCUCUCAUGUUAAUAGACAUUUCCUAAAUUUGCUUGAGGUGGUCAAUAAAGCAAAUUCAGGAAAGUUCCUACCCUGUCUUGUAGGUCGGGAUGCAUGGGUUUUCAAUUGACUAGUAGUGAAAUAUCUUGUUUCCAUAUCGAGCAACUGGCUUUAUUACACCUCCAUAAAACCUGGCUUGCUGGUGUGGUUCCUAUAUCAUUCUUCCUUCUGGUCAUUACCCUUAAAUGGUAUUUUAAUCUGCAAUACGUACACUCAGUCCUGGUUGUACGAAGAGUGGUUAGCACUAUCCAGGGGAUAAAUCCUUAUCCUGCAGUGAAUAAGUCGAUGCUGUGAGUCUGAUGUACUGGUUAUCAAGUCUGACCUGCAGAUGUAUUGGGUAGCCUUAACUGCUGGUGCUGGCUUCAUUUUGCCAGCAAUACUAUUCUUUUGGAGACGAAGAAAACCCAAAUCAUUUAAAAUAAAAGAGCUAGCGAGGAAUGGAAUCCCUGAGGAAAGUGUUGCUUAUGAAGUAGUAGAUCUGAACAUUCCAAGGCUAAGUGGAAAAGCAAUGGUCAUAGUAAAGAGGCUUUGUUCAAUAACGUUCAUAAAGAAUAUCUUAGGAGCUCAGAGCAUAAGACAAUCUAAACUGGAUCUUCUAAGAUCUAUUGAUAUACCAGAUUGUCCAACCAUUACCCCUUUACCCUUGGAAACAUGGAACCCUCCACCAGUAGAUGACAGACCUAUUGAUUUUGAGAAGUACUUGAAAACAGCAAGAAGAAGCAAGAGUUCUCCCUUCAAGUUCCUUAGUAUUGCAGAAUUGACAAGGGCUUACAGGAACAAAGAAGUAACUCCUUCUGAUGUUGCCAAUAAUAUUAUCCAGGGUAUCAGAGAUUCUGAAAAAAGAACACCAAAAAUGAACAUAUUUACUCAAUAUGACCCUGAUGAGAUCAGAAAACUUGCUAAAGCAUCUACUAAGAGAUAUGAGAAGAAUAAACCACUCUCUUUCUUGGAUGGGGUGCCAGUUGGACUAAAAGAAGAAUUUGAUGUGAUUCCAUAUUAUAUGCAAAAUGGGACAACAUUCUGGUCAAGCAAAUCAUGUAAAACAGAUGCCUCUUUGGUAAAAAAGCUUAGAGAUGGUGGAGCUAUGAUCAUUGGAAUGACAAACAUGCAUGAAAUAGGCAUAGGAGUUACUGGAAAUAAUGCACACAGCUCUCAUGGUACACCAAGAAACCCUUACAAUGUGAACCAUUAUACUGGAGGGAGUUCAAGUGGGUCUGCUGCAGCAGUAGCCUCAGGAUUAUGUCUUGUUGCUCUUGGGACGGAUGGUGGAGGAUCUAUACGCAUGCCAUCAGGGGCAUGUGGCGUGGUAGGAAUCAAAGCAUCAUAUGGACGAAUCAAUACUGCUGGUGUAGUGCAUACUUGUCAUACUGUCACACAUGCAGGUCCCAUUUGCAAUUCUGUAAAUGAUGCUGCUAUUGUUUAUGGUAAGUAUUAGUGUGACAGAGUCAAAAGACACUAUUUUGGACAGUAAU
Molecule: messenger RNA, 1825 nt
Organism: Actinia tenebrosa (Australian red waratah sea anemone)
Lineage: Eukaryota; Metazoa; Cnidaria; Anthozoa; Actiniaria; Actiniidae
Molecular function (GO): catalytic activity
Source: RefSeq, a predicted model, not a curated record